This is a messenger RNA of Cicer arietinum (chickpea), 1528 nucleotides long. RefSeq lists its product as uncharacterized. Gene Ontology annotation, molecular function: hydrolase activity, acting on ester bonds. Gene Ontology annotation, cellular component: endoplasmic reticulum membrane. The record is from RefSeq and is a predicted model, not a curated record. Gene Ontology annotation, biological process: GPI anchor biosynthetic process. NCBI's taxonomy places the organism in Eukaryota, Viridiplantae, Streptophyta, Magnoliopsida, Fabales, Fabaceae.
ACAAAUUAACAUCAUCAUCACCUCUUCACGAGAUUCUGCUCCCAUUUUAGCCACUCUUCCAACUCGCUCCGAGUUGACUCAUUCCCUUUCGAGAUCAACCACCGCCACCUCCUCCACCGCACUCCGCUGUUAAUGUAAUCCCAAUCAACUUCCUCCGUCAAUGCAAAACUUGCCGUCGAUUCUCCUCCGAACAUCCUCUCCCAUAUCGCGGGAAUAAUCUUCCUUUGACUUCGCUUUUCAGCGAAUCCGAUGGCUCUCUUUCGUUCUCUCUUCCUCUUUGCCGCCUUCUGUUCCUUCCUCCUCUCCAUCGCCGCCAGCGAUGGCGACGCCGAUCUGAUUUACAAGGGUUGUGUGGAACAGUGCGAGGAAUCUGGAUGUGUAGGGGAUAAAUGCUUUCAACAUUGUAAAUUCUCAUCAGAUGGAAAAUCAAUUGAUGGUCCAUGGUAUAUGCACGAACCGCUUUACCUGAGGUGGAAACAAUGGGACUGUCGUACUGAUUGUCGGUAUCACUGCAUGGUAGCCAGAGAGGAAGAAAGAACAAAAUUUGGUGAAAAACCUGUCAAGUAUCACGGAAAAUGGCCAUUUCGGCGCAUUUAUGGGAUUCAGGAACCUGUGGCUGUUGCUCUGUCUGCCCUUAAUCUUGCGAUGCAGUUUCAUGGAUGGGUGUCAUUCUUCAUUCUUGUGUACUAUAAGUUGCCUUUGAAGCCAGAUAAGAAGGCUUACUAUGAGUACACUGGUCUGUGGCAUAUUUAUGGGAUUCUAUCUAUGAAUGCAUGGUUGUGGAGUUCUGUUUUUCAUAGCCGAGCUGUUGAAUUAACAGAGAAGCUGAAUUAUUCUUCUGCUGUGGCCUUACUUGGAUUUUCACUCAUUCUUGCAAUAUUGCGAGCUUUUAAUGUAAGGGACGAGGCUACAAGAGUCAUGGUUUCUGCACCCUUGGUUGCGUUUGUGACAACUCAUGUCUUAUAUCUGAAUUUCUACGAACUGAAUUAUGGUUUGAACACGAAAGUUUGCAUGUUAAUGGCUGUUGUCCAGCUUCUUAUUUGGGCAAUCUGGGCCGGUGUUUCAAGCCAUCCGGCACGAUGGAAAUUAUGGGUAGUGGUAGUCGGAGGAGUCUUUGCUAUGGUCUUGGAGACAUAUGACUUCCCACCUUACAUGGGAUAUGUGGAUGCUAAUGCUCUAUGGAAUGCAACAAACAUUCCCCUUACAUUCCUUUGGUGGAGUUAUAUAAGGGAUGAUGCUGAAUUUAGAACCUCUGCUCUCCUUAAGAAGGUUAAAUAGUGUUGUUGAAUAAUGGAUACAAAGGGUGGGUGGAUCAAAUGAAGAAGGACAUUCACAUGCUUACUUUGAUUUGUAAAUUAGAAAACUGUUGUUUCCUUUUCCUCGUGUGAGCAUUUUUUCAAGUGCUUAAUGCGAUGGUUUUUAUGUUUUUUCAGUUUGUAACUUUUGUUUUCCUCAUGUAUGAGGUAUACUUUGUUAGUGUAAUUUAAAUUUGCAUUGUCUUCCAUACCUUUUUAAAUUCCAAUCUCUA